Molecule: messenger RNA, 786 nt
Organism: Trichobilharzia regenti
Lineage: Eukaryota; Metazoa; Platyhelminthes; Trematoda; Strigeidida; Schistosomatidae
Source: the annotation of a GenBank genome assembly
AUGGAUGUUGUAAUUAUUCCUGCUCUGUCUGAUAAUUACAUGUAUUUGGUUAUUGACAAAGCUACAAAAACGUGUGCAGCUGUCGAUCCAGUCGAAGCUGACAAAGUUUUGCAUAUAGUCAAAACCGGUGGAUUCAAUAUUACAUCUAUACUAACAACUCAUCAUCAUUAUGACCACGCUGGUGGAAAUGUUGAUCUUGUUAAGAAAUGCAAAGAAGCAGGAUUUGGACCGCUGAAAGUGUACGGUGGUGAUGAUCGUAUUGGUGGUUUAACAGAUACUGUAUCCCAUGGUGACAAACUGAAAAUUGGCAAGAAACUCAAUGUUGAAUGUUUGGCUACACCGUGUCAUACUACUGGACAUAUUUGUUAUUAUAUUACUGAAGAAAAUAGCAUGCAAGACGGUGCUGUUUUUACCGGUGACACGUUAUUUCUUGGAGGAUGUGGCAGAUUCUUUGAAGGCACUGCAGAGCAAAUGUAUAAAGCACUCAUAGAUACACUAUCAAAGUUACCAACAGGAACAAAAAUUUAUUGUGGACACGAAUACACAAUGAAAAAUCUUGAAUUUGGUUUGACUGUGGAGCCUAGGAAUGAAGUACUUCAACAAAGACUGGCAGCUAUAAAACGUAUGCGUGUGUCAAAUCAACCGACUGUUCCUGGGACAAUCGGUGAGGAAAUGGCAACUAAUCCUUUCAUGCGUGUUUCCGAGCCUGAUAUUCUGGCACAUGCCAAAACUACAGAUCCUAUCAAAGCUAUGAAAACAAUACGUGAAGAAAAAGAUCGUUUUUAA